UGCAUUUUCUUAACAUAUUAACUCAUUCAACCACGCUAUUUUCUACGUUAAACGUUUAUACAAUCGCCUGGUCGGUCUGUCACUCUACUCGCAAUUUUACAUUGCAGUCAAAUCUUAUUCAAAAAAUAGUAUACAUUUCAUUAAAUCUUACCAACCUAAAUACUGACUGACAAAAAAAAAAGACGCAACGACUGACGUAGCUAUAUGAAAACUUUUCUUAAAUCAGGACAUGCAUUAAAAACGAGCAGCAGCUAUAGCAACAAGUGCUUAUCGUUAUUUCUUGCUAAUACCUCACAGCAUAUGUUUAUCUUUAUUUUUUUUUUCUUGGGGUGUGUGAUCAAAGUUUCAAACAUUCUCAAAACAAACGAUUAGGUUUUUUUUUUUUUAUUACUUCACAAUUUUUCAACUCUCGACAUUUUUUGUAUUUCUAGAAACUUAUAAAUUUUUUCAAAUAUUUCAUGUCAGCAGUUAACUAGAUGUAUGUAUUAUUUAUCUGGAGCAACGAAAGUAUUGUAACAUUUCAGAAUUAGCAGACGCCGUCUCUUUCAACAUCGCAUCCUCGUUUGAAGAGAGAAGAUCUAUCAAAGUUAAACUGGUUUAAAAAAUCAAAACAAAGAUGGUAUUUAUUAUAGAAGGUACCCUAAUGACAUGGGAAGAAAUUUUACCUCACAUUUCAAAUGUGAAGAAACAAGGAACGAUGCAGUUUCUUUACCAGUAUAAGAAAUAUAAAGACGAAAAAAAUUAUCCAUUUUACUGGGGCGAUGAGACUGAAUAUUCCUUAAUACGGUUUGACCAUGAAGAACGAGUUGUCCAGUUAUCUUUGACUUCCACGUCUUUUUUUGGAUCCCCUCAAGUACAGGCAUUAGAAUCAAGUGUAUGGACUUCAGAAUAUGGCGAAUUUAUGAUGGAAGGCAAACCCAGAAAUCCAUUCGGUGCUGCCAUCACCGAUUUGAAUCAUACAGAAGAACAUUUUAUAGAAAGACGCAAAGCGAUCAAACAAUUCUUGGGCCCAAAUGAAAGUUUAGUGAGUUUGACGGCUUUUCCCAGAUUGGGCUGUCCUAAUUUCACUUUCCCCUCCUAUGAGGUAAACAAGCAUCCAACAGAACUUCACAAAUCUGUUUUCGUAGCAGAUGCUGCACUGUGUUCCCAGCUUCCUUUAUUUCAUGAUACUUCUUCAAAACAAAUCUUGUCUUAUUCUGUAUUUCAUUUUGAUUUCUUUAAAUUGAUUUCAUCUCAAAUAUUGAAAAUUCUUGUUUCAGUUUAUAAAGAUAAAAAUACCAUGAUGCCAUACGGGGAAGACUUGUCUGAAUAUGGAGACAAUGAAGAGAUGAAGAAACAUUUGAAACCAGGCUAUAUCUACAUGGACUCACCAAUAUUUGGGGCUGGUUGUUGUUCUCUCCAAGUUACAUUCCAAGCUGCUGAUAUGAAAGAAGCUGCUUAUCUCUAUGACAAUCUGGUACCGCUUACUCCACUUAUGCUUCCGUUCACUGCUGCGGCACCCAUUCAUCGUGGCUUUUUGACUGAUGUUGACACUCGCUGGCUUUCUCUUUCUCAGAGUUGUGAUGAUCGUACCAGACAAGAACGAGGAUUAGAACCUUUGACAAAUGGCAGUGUUUUUAUACCAACAACGCGUUUUGAUACAGUAUGCAGUUACCUUUCUGUGAGCGACCAAUUUUAUAACGACUAUGAGUACAGUUAUGAUCCUGAGCAGUAUGAAUUAUUGAAGGCAGAAGGUGUUGAUGAAAUGAUGGCUAAAUAUGUUGCCCAACUUCUUGUUAGAGACCCAAUCACUAUGUACAAAGAAAAGAUUGAUCAAGACGUGAAAGAUACUGAUCAUAUUCAGACCAUUAUUGGAAGUAAUUGGCACACCUUAAAACUGAAACUACCUGAUGAGAACUCUGGAUGGAAAAUAGAAUUCAGAACAAUGGAGCUUCAGUUGACCGACUUUGAAAACGCUGCCCUUGUUGUAUUUAUGGUUCUUCUUACCCGAGCUAUGGUUACCUUCAAACUGAACUUUUUGGUCCCAUUGACAAAGGUUGCUGAAAACUUCACACCAGCACAAAAACGAGAUGCCAUUACUAAAGAAAAGUUUCACUUCAGGAAAAAUGUUCAACAAGAAGUCGCUGAUUGUAAGCUAACUGACGAUAUUUACACCUUGAUGACUCUAAACGAAAUCAUUAAUGGAAAGGAUGAUUUCCCUGGUUUAAUUCCUCUCAUAUGCAAAUAUCUCGAUCAUGUUGACUACGAUUCCAGUAAAAGACCUAAAAUAAUGCAAUACCUGAAAUAUCUCUCAGACAAGGCUGCAGGAAAGAUCAUGACAAUGGCCCAAUGGACAAGGCAGUUUGUUACAAAUCAUGAAGAAUACAAGAACGAUUCUGUUGUCAGUGAGAGAAUCGCUUAUGAUUUUAUUAUGGAAUGUGAAAAGAUUGUCAACAGUGAAGGACGAUUUCCAGAAGCUUUUAUCAGGAGUUAAAGAAACAUUCCAACUUUAUUGCAUGUUUAAUUAACUAUGAGUUACAGAGAAUGUAGCCUACAUACUAAUUUACAUUAUACUAACUAAACAGAAUAUACAUAUAUAUAUAUACUUUCUGACGUGACUCUAUCUAUCUUUCUAUUUUUGUAUCUUUUUCCCCCUCUCGUUCUUCCUUCUGUUACUACUAUAUCUCUCUCUUCCUCCCUGUCUCUCGUUGCUCACCUAUUUUCUACUUCCUCCCCUUUUUUCUCCCUCUACCACUCUUUCUCCUUACCCCUCGCUGGUCACAUGUGUCCAGCUUUACUUCCUUUCUUCCUUGGCUAUCACCAAGCACGUACACGAACUAUUCUUCAUCCCUCUUCAUUCCAGUUCGUUGCUUCACAGAGUUAAAUAUACACAUAUUUGUCCACGUCUGGCUGUAUAGCCUUUUCUGUUUAUUCUACUGUUUCGUUUUCCUGUCUUGUUUUCUGUCCGCCACUACAUUCCUCCAUGGUACAAAUUUAAUUUGUGAUCCGUGGGAAGAGCCAUUUUAACGAUGCGUCCUGCCCUAACUCUUCGAAAUGCCAGUGUUAGAAUGGUGGCAGCUGAUGAAGGAAAUGUUCUCUAUGUGGCCUGAGUGUUUUCUGUACUUGUUUAUCAUUUUGUCUACGUUUUGUUUGCAAUGUCCUGUACCCAGAUAUGCAUCUAUAUACACAGGUAGAUGUAAGUAUGUACAUAC
Octopus bimaculoides (California two-spot octopus) is the source of this 3191-nucleotide messenger RNA. Its product is annotated as glutamate--cysteine ligase catalytic subunit. Gene Ontology annotation, biological process: glutathione biosynthetic process. The record is from RefSeq and is a predicted model, not a curated record. Gene Ontology annotation, molecular function: glutamate-cysteine ligase activity. NCBI's taxonomy places the organism in Eukaryota, Metazoa, Mollusca, Cephalopoda, Octopoda, Octopodidae.